UUUGGUGCAAUAUGUUGGGUAGAAUAUUUUUUGUGGUUUUGGUGGUGGGUGUGACGUCACUACCACAGACUUUUGAGACGAAGAAUUUCAAAGUUGGGAUAGAAUAUGAUCAUUCCCUGCCGAUGGUGGGAGGGGCGGACCGCUACCGCCAUCGGAACAACUACGACCCGUUUUUUGUCACUGUCACCGCCACCGCUAAGAAAAACUACGUAAUAUCCUACCUAGAAGUGACCGCGACAGUCGACGCGCUUGGCGCCGUGGACUUCUGCGUGACGUCAGGCGCCACCGGGUCCAGGAGCGUGGCGUUCCGCCUGGCGUCGAACCGGUCCGAGUUCCUGGCGUACUCGUACCUGGCGUACGGGAUACGGGAGGACGAGUACAAAAAGGUGACUGCCGCGUCCAAUGGCGUUUGCUAG
Messenger RNA from Leguminivora glycinivorella, 416 nucleotides. RefSeq lists its product as uncharacterized. The record is from RefSeq and is a predicted model, not a curated record. The transcript is spliced from 3 exons. The coding region runs from base 12 to 416 and encodes 134 amino acids. NCBI's taxonomy places the organism in Eukaryota, Metazoa, Arthropoda, Insecta, Lepidoptera, Tortricidae.